AUGGCCAAGGUUAAGGAAUUCCAAGGAGACAAGGGUUGCACUCCCGAACAGCGGUAUCGGGAUAGAGCGAUGGAGCGUAGGAGUCAUUUCGGUUAUGAUCCAGGGCUACAAGAUGAACCUGAAGAUGCCUCCGCCGAAGUGACACAGGCGGUCGCUGCUUAUAAGGCGGCAAAGCCAUUGGACUCUACCAAUGUUGGUAACAGAAUGCUCAAGUCUAUGGGAUGGAGUGAAGGUUGUGGGCUAGGACGAAAUCUUCAAGGUAUUGUUAUUUCUGUGAAAAUCUUAAUAUUUACUUUAGGCAUCGUUCAACCAAUACAAGCGGAACAGCAUGUUCAAGGUGUUGGUCUUGGCUCUUCUGGUUCUAAAAUUGAUGUUAACGCCUCGUGGAAGGAUAGAAAUAGAAAAUCAGCCAUUCAACGAUUCAAUGAUUUACAUGACACAUAG
Molecule: messenger RNA, 444 nt
Organism: Meloidogyne enterolobii
Lineage: Eukaryota; Metazoa; Nematoda; Chromadorea; Rhabditida; Meloidogynidae
Source: the annotation of a GenBank genome assembly